AUGGCUAACGACUGGAUCCAUUGUAAUGCCUGUUAUCGUCAGCCAGCUCAAGGGAUCGUCUUUUUCUUCUCGAGUUGUGGACACAUCAUCUGCCAGAAGUGCGCAUCGGCAGCAGACAGGACUAAAUUGGAGAGCAGUUGUCCAGUGUGCUGUAGAAAGUGUGCGUUUGUUGAGAUUAACAGAAGUCUUCGUCCCGAGUUGCAGAUGUUCUUUCGUAAUCCAAAGGAACUUGCCACACAAUAUAUGAAGAGUCUUUCUCAAGUUCUUGAAUUUCAAGGAAGUAAUAGGAGCCGUUUUAUCAAACACAUUGCAGAGAAGGAAAAGAAGGCAACAAAGUUUGCCCACUUAGCCCGUGACGAGAUUAAGAGACGCAUCGAGUUAGAGAGGCAUCGUAUUUAUCACGUUAAACAUGUCAUUCUUUCAAUUGAGUUUGCCUUACCAAAUUUCAGUAAGGCUGUUGAGGAACAUGCCCGCCUGAAAUGUGAACUGGACAUGGAACGCAUGCGUUGCCGUGAUCUUGAAGCGAAGUUGACAGAAAAUGAAAAAAAGAUUGAAGAACUGCGAAAAGGCUUUUGUACCCUGCAACCACCGGUUGCACGCUCAGAUUCUGUAAUUGAUGCAGAAAUGGAGACCGAUAGUGGUUUAUCGUUUAUGAACGUUGCAACGAGCACUCCUAUCCGUUCUUAUAGUCCUAACAAUCGUUUUACGUCCACUGGCCACCGUAAUCGUAAUCACAUAUCCGAGAUGUUCCUCGCCAGCUCGGAUGAUGUUCCAUCACCCAUCACCUUCUCAUCUGACCAACCAAUGACGACUCCUGCUAUGCUAGGAAUAAAACGUUCAACGUACAGGGGAAGUAAUUCGAGCAGUCGCUCUCAUGGAAGCAACAAAAAGUAUAAUUUCCAAGCCGCCAGCGUGGCAGUAAGGAAGGGUUUUUAA
This is a messenger RNA of Angiostrongylus costaricensis, 936 nucleotides long. NCBI's taxonomy places the organism in Eukaryota, Metazoa, Nematoda, Chromadorea, Rhabditida, Metastrongylidae. The record is from the annotation of a GenBank genome assembly.